AUGGCGUCGUCAAUGACAGAAGUCAAAACCGACGAACAGCACGUGGCGAGCUGGGUUUCGGGCGAUGCAAACAGUAAUGAAUUUGCCGGUUCUACAGGCAGGCCGGCAACCACCUUCGACGCGAUAUCCGAUCAUGCCAGCUUACGUGGAGAAGCCGAGUAUCCAACCGGUGCGAAAUUCUGGCUCCUCAUGCUCACCCUGGCUGCUGUCCUGAUCUUGAGCAGCGUAGACAUGAACAUCGUCGCUACGGCCGUGCCUAGCAUUACAGACUAUUUCCACACUGUUGCAGAUGUCGGGUGGUAUUCCUCUGCGUUCAGGCUCUGCCAGUGCUCCUUCCAGUUUGUUUUGGGCAAGGGGUACAAGCUCUUCUCUAUUAAGUUCGCUGCUCUGCGGGGCGGCCAGUACGUCCACCAUGCUCAUCGUUGGGAGGGGUGUAGCUGGACUAGGAUCUUCGUGCAAUCAACACCUUUACGUAGACGACCUAUGUCCACCGGCGUGAUGGGAGCCGUCGAAGGCCUGGCUACGCUAUCCGCACCACUUCUCGGCGGAGCCAUUGUGCAGUCAAUUGGCUGGCGGUGGUGUUUUUACAUCAACGCACCUCUUGGUGCUGUUACGCUGGUAUUGACAAUGUGUUGUUUCUCAGAUACGAUACCUAGAUCGCAACUUGGGCGAUGGGCUUGGCUUCCUUACUGCUCCGCCCAGGUCGAUAGCACUGUUGCUGCUGUAGACCGCUACUCGGCUACAAUCGAAUCUCGAAUGCCCUCCGAGUCACUUUUAUCGAUCUCUACACCGACCCUUUUCAUCGAUGAAGACCUAAACGCGGCUUCUGUGUCACAGAAGUGCUUUAUUCGCUCGAUCUUAACAAAGGUGAAGGCUCCGCGUUUCAAAUUGAUCGCCCCCGGUCUUGAGGUCCCACAUAACAAGAUCGCAUUUGCGAGGCGUCAGAAGUUUACCGAUAUACCCCGCGAGGAUUCGGGCAAGAAUAUCCCACCGGUCUUGCUCUUUGUGUCUACCGAUAGUAGCCGGAUGAAUGAUCUUAUUCCCACCGGAUUAUAUAGUGAAUCUUUACAUCGAUGUGAUUACGAUACCGAGGAAGCUGGCUUCCGCCUUCUACUUCCAUUCACACUGCGGCCUGAUUUCCGUGAUGAGGAGGAGGCGAGAAUGAGUGGUGGACGUUUGGUUACCUCAGGUUCCUUCACGGAACUCUUUCAGCAUGGCUUCAGCCCAUUUGGAGGUGAACGGCGGGCACAGAGACUAGAGAGGCUGUUCCAGCGGUGGACAGAACUAAUCGAAAGUGGUGUAUGGACAGUGGGGAAGGACGGUGUGGAGGGAGGAAUCGAUAAAUUCCGGGAUGCAGAUAAUGGUAACGGUGCCUGGAUGGGUUAUUGGAUCGCCCCUGAUUGGUGA
Molecule: messenger RNA, 1407 nt
Organism: Penicillium cinerascens
Lineage: Eukaryota; Fungi; Ascomycota; Eurotiomycetes; Eurotiales; Aspergillaceae
Exons: 3
Coding region: 1-1407 (468 amino acids)
Biological process (GO): transmembrane transport
Molecular function (GO): transmembrane transporter activity
Source: RefSeq, a predicted model, not a curated record